This is a messenger RNA of Vigna angularis (adzuki bean), 789 nucleotides long. RefSeq names its product chymotrypsin inhibitor 3. The transcript has a single exon. Gene Ontology annotation, molecular function: endopeptidase inhibitor activity. NCBI's taxonomy places the organism in Eukaryota, Viridiplantae, Streptophyta, Magnoliopsida, Fabales, Fabaceae. The record is from RefSeq and is a predicted model, not a curated record. Bases 73 to 675 code for a protein of 200 amino acids.
UUCGCAUAUUCACGCAACUGAACUGAAGAAAGAAGAGAAAAAGCUUAAUCUAUUUCAUAGCCAGCCAAAGAAAUGGCGAGUGCAACGCUCUUUGCUAUCUUCCUUCUUUCUGCCCUAACUUUCUACCCUCCUUCAACCACUGCUCAACCUGUCACGGACGCCAAUGGUAACAUCGUUACAAAUGGUGGCCGAUUCUUUAUAUUGCCACGCUUUUUUGGAGCCGGCGGUGGUGGAAUUCGAACUGCCAUAACUGGAAACGAAACAUCCCGUCUCUCUGUUGUGCAAUCUCCCUUGGAGACCGAUGAUGGGCAACCAUGGAUUAUUUUAUCCAUAUUCAAAUCCGGUUUUAUCCCUGAAGACUCUAGAGUGUCCAUUAGCUACGAAUAUGUUGAACUCGGUGACUCUGUUGAGAGUAAUGAGUGGACCGCUGUGGCGGGUCUGCCUGAGGGAACCCUCGUUAAAGUUGGCUACCAAAAUCCAAUCAACGGUUCCUUCUCUAUUCACAGAGCUUCCUCAGCCAAUACAUAUAAGUUUGUGUUCUGUGCAGCUGACAGCAGCUUCUGCGGUAAUGUUGGGAUUGUUCUGGAUGAAGCAGGGAAUAGGCUUUUGGCCAUCAAACAGGACUCUUCAUUCGAGUUUGUUCUUGUGGAACUUCCAUCUGCUGUAUCUAAAUGAAGCACUAUCCAUGAAAAGUCGUACACUUUGUGGGAGACGUAUCUACGAUAUGCUUUCGGAUGUAAUUAAUUACCCAUCACUAAAUAAAUAAUAUAUCCAAAGCUUAUGUUUUCA